AUGUCUCCCGUGCACGUCUACUACACAAACUCAGGAAACGACGUCCAACUAAUGCUCAUCAAUAGGUUCAAGGCAUGCGCAAACUGCAAGUCUUUCGCAGCAAUACAGAAACGGGCAGCAUGUCUCACCAGCGGAGCUUUCAAGACCACGGCAGCAGAGGCACUGAACGUCGAGCUUCACCUACCACCUAUCUCUGUUCACAUGAACCGAUUAGUGAAAGAAACAGCUUGCGACUACGAACAGGGCCGGUAUUCGCCGUCCCAUGAUUGA
Molecule: messenger RNA, 270 nt
Organism: Penicillium bovifimosum
Lineage: Eukaryota; Fungi; Ascomycota; Eurotiomycetes; Eurotiales; Aspergillaceae
Product: zinc knuckle domain protein
Exons: 1
Coding region: 1-270 (89 amino acids)
Source: RefSeq, a predicted model, not a curated record